Molecule: messenger RNA, 2213 nt
Organism: Zophobas morio
Lineage: Eukaryota; Metazoa; Arthropoda; Insecta; Coleoptera; Tenebrionidae
Gene: Gycbeta100B
Product: guanylate cyclase soluble subunit beta-1
Exons: 13
Coding region: 65-1876 (603 amino acids)
Biological process (GO): response to oxygen levels; cGMP biosynthetic process
Cellular component (GO): guanylate cyclase complex, soluble
Molecular function (GO): guanylate cyclase activity; heme binding
Source: RefSeq, a predicted model, not a curated record
CGACGCCGGCAUUCACGCAACAACGUGAGCAAGAGAGAGUUGCUGGUCGCGUAUCGAGACCAUCAUGUAUGGAUUUGUGAAUUACGCUUUGGAGCUAUUGGUUGUUAAAACUUUUGGCGAUGAAACAUGGGAAACUAUCAAGAAACAAGCCGAGCUUGAGAUGGAAGGAUCAUUUCUGGUGCGACAGAUCUAUGAAGAUGAACUUACUUACAACCUGAUAGGAGCCGCGGUGGACGUUUUACAAAUACCAGCCACCGCAAUUUUAGAACUUUUUGGAAAAACCUUUUUUGAGUUCUGCCAGGAUUCAGGCUUUGACAAAAUCCUACAGGUGUUAGGCGCCACUCCUAGGGACUUUCUUCAGAAUUUGGAUGCUCUGCACGAUCAUUUGGGAACUCUGUAUCCCGGGAUGAAAGCACCAUCCUUUCGUUGCACCGUCAGACCUGAAGAUGGCGCGUUGAUCUUGCAUUACUACUCCGACAGGCCCGGAUUGGAACAUAUUGUUAUCGGAAUAGUAAAGACCGUCGCUAGUAAGUUGCACGGUACUGAAGUGGUGGUCGAUAUUCUUAAAACCAAAGAAGAAUGCGAUCAUGUUCAGUUUUUAAUAACCGAAGCGUCUGGUCCCGGAAAAGUCCAACACCCGGAAAUCGAUGAAAUCCAGACUUUGUCGCUAGAACCCAAGGUAAACGCAGCCACGUUUUGCCGUGUGUUUCCUUUCCACAUUAUGUUCGACAGAGACCUGAAGAUCAUCCAAACAGGUUCAACAGUGGCCAGAGUAAUCCCGAAGGUGACCUCAACGGAUUGUCGCGUUACAGACAUUUUGGAUACGGUUCGUCCGCACUUGGAGUUAACCUUCGAAAACAUCCUCUCACACAUCAACACCAUCUACGUCCUCAAAACCCGACCGGGAGUAAUGCAAGUAAAUGCUCCACCAGAAUAUCGCUAUCUCCGUCUGAAAGGCCAGAUGCUGUACGUGCCAGAAACCGACUUGGUUAUCUUCCUCUGUUAUCCCAGCGUGAUGAAUCUGGACGACCUUACCAGGAGGGGCCUUUACAUCAGCGACAUUCCUCUCCAUGACGCCACACGCGAUUUGGUAUUAAUGUCCGAACAAUUCGAGGCGGACUACAAGCUGACUCGAAACUUGGAGAUGCUCACCGACAAGCUGCAGCAAACGUAUCGGGAGCUGGACAGAGAGAAAAAGAAGACCGACCGUCUGCUGUACUCCGUGUUGCCAAUUAGCGUGGCGAAUGAGCUGCGGCAUAAGAGGCCGGUACCUGCCAAAAGGUACGACUGCGUCACCUUGCUCUUCUCCGGAAUCGUCAACUUCUCGGCGCUUUGUGCUGCGAACACUGAUCCAAAAGGGGUUAUGAAGAUUGUGAACAUGCUUAAUGAGCUCUACACGAACUUCGACGAUUUGGCGGAUACUAAAAAGAAUCCUAAUAUUUAUAAGGUGGAAACCGUAGGCGACAAAUACAUGGCAGUAAGUGGUUUACCGGAACGUUGCUCCACCCACGCCCGGAAUAUUGCCAAAUUAGCUCUUGACAUGAUGGAUCGUGGUAAAUCCGUUCUGCACGACGGCGAGCCUGUGAGGAUCACAAUCGGCAUUCAUUCCGGUGAAGUAGUAACUGGAGUAAUUGGACACAGAAUGCCGCGCUAUUGUCUUUUCGGAAAUACCGUGAAUUUGACGAGUCGCACGGAAACCACCGGAGAACCCGGAAGGAUCAACGUGUCCGAGGAGGCUUACAAAUUCCUGUGCAAGGAGGACAACUACGACGAGCAGUUCCACUUCGAGUACCGCGGUCCGGUGACUAUGAAGGGUAAAUCUGAACCCAUGAACGUUUGGUUCUUGUCACGAGCCAAACCCGAGAUUACCCAGUGAGGAACCUGUAUAUGUUCAAAAACCACACAAAGACAUCGUGCAUAACAAUACGUCUCGUCUAAUCUAGGGACGGAAUUUUGCACUCUAAGUAACAUUCCAUGUCAGCGCGUGACAAGCUAGUCAACCGUAUUGUAUCAGUUGUGACAUAGCAUUCUUAUGUGUAAUUAUAGAGUACAAACUUGUACUUACAAGUAUCUAUUAAACAGAUUCAAUCAGAACUUGCGGUUGUGUCAGCACGCAUAAUAGAAAAUCCAUGUAUAAGCUACUACUCUAUCGUUUGUUGUUGUUGUUGUAUGAAAGAAACACUUAAGAAAACAGAUAAAAUAAAGAUAUGAUU